UGCUCCCGUCGAUGAGCCGCACACGGACUAACUCCACCACCCCCCGCCUCGGACCAGGGUACCCAACACGCCAGUCGACACGCAGCCUGCCUGCCCAUGAGAAGGAUCCCCAGCCACCGCCUGAAAUCAGGUCAGGUGACAGUUCAGAUGAUAUGAAGAUCCAGACCAAGUCUACUCCAAGCCCAGUCUGUGAACAUGGCAGACAGAGAUGUGUUCCUGCCAGUGCCGGGGUUGGGGAAGGAACGGUAGACUCUCUUUGCAGCGACGAUGAACUAUUGGACGAUGACAACGAGCCAAUCAGCAGCCAUCGGAGCUCGUGCAGGACUAUGUCUGAGUACGCUCCAGGGUAGUGUCUACCUGCCGGUCAGAGGCAGGGUCCUAGCCCCGCCCCCUAGAGAUGGCCCCUCCCCUGAACCCUGCCCUGUUCUAAAGAUUGGCUGGCUGGAUAAGAACCCAACCCAGGGGUCUCUGUACUACCAGAGGAGAUGGGUGAAGCUGGAUGUUGACUACCUGAGAUACUUUGACAACGACAAGGAGGUAUACUCUAAGAGGAUCAUACCAACGGCUGCCAUUACGGGGGUGACCAACGUGGGGGAGCAGAAGUUUGAGGUGGUCACAGCCAACCGAACCUUUCUCUUCAAAGCCGAGAGCGACUUGGGUGAUGUCAGCUGUGUAAUGUGUGUGUUCUGUUUCCAGGACUACCGCCUUGGCAUCGGUAUCACGUCUAUCGACAUGAACGUAGGAAACGUGAAAGACACUGACCGCCGCAGCUUUGAUCUGACCACACCCUACCGCAUCUUCAGUUUUCUAGCGGAUUCGGAACAACAUAAGGAGCAGUGGGUAGAAGCGAUGCGUGACGCGAUUGGAGAAGCUCUGUCCAAUAGCGAGGUGGCUAAUCAAAUCUGGGCGGAGCCUAGCAACAGUUGCUGUGCCGACUGUGGCGCCGACAAACCUGAGUGGGCUGCCAUCAACCUGUGUGUGGUGGUCUGCAAACGCUGUGCAGGAGAGCAUCGGGGAUUGGGCCCCAGCAUCUCUAAGGUGCGCAGUCUGAAGAUGGACAGGAGGGUGUGGACAGAGGAGCUUAUACAGGUGUUCCUGUUGCUUGGAAACGAGCGUCUGAACAGGUUCUGGGCGGCGAACAUCCCUCCCAGCGAGGCGCUGAGUCCGACCAGCUGCAGCGAAGACCGCCGACGAUUCAUCAGCUCCAAAUACAGACAGGGCAAAUACCGCAAAUAUCACCCCCUCUACGGCAACCAGAGAGAGCUCAACAACGUAAGAACAACCUUUAUAUAA
This is a messenger RNA of Salvelinus sp. IW2-2015, 1293 nucleotides long. RefSeq lists its product as uncharacterized. The record is from RefSeq and is a predicted model, not a curated record. NCBI's taxonomy places the organism in Eukaryota, Metazoa, Chordata, Actinopteri, Salmoniformes, Salmonidae.